CGAAUCGAUAACUUUGUUUCCCCGAUACAAACAUCGAGUGAACUUUGCUUUGCGCCUGGUUUAUCAAACGCAGAAGGGGCAGCGAUACAGCUUGCCGGAUCUCAGUUUGCAGACUGGUUUGAUAAAAAAUGGCAUCUCCUGAUUCGGAAACGAACAGCAAUGACGUGGCAUACACUCCACCAAUGAUGACUGACGAUGAAAAACGCCAGGCUUAUCGCCGACUGUUUCGACCAACCAAAAUCGUCGAAACAAAAACCGCCCAGAAAGCGAAAGAAGAACUUCAAGAAACAGAAGGAAAACGGACCGAAGCGUUGAAAGAGCUGCGGAAAUUGUGCCUGGAAGAAAAUCAGUCAGAUGAAGGGAAGAAGAUUUGUGAUGCUUUUUUAAACAAAGACGAUACAUUUUUACUGAGAUUUCUGAGAUGUAAGAAAUUUGACGUCAAACGUGCAUACAACCAAAUGACAGCCUAUUUACUGUUCCGAGAGAAGCACAAAGACGUCACCAGUAAACUGCAUCUGUCUUCUCUUCGGUUUGCCAUCUCCAAAGGAUUUCCCGUGAUCCUACCAAACAGAGACAAAGAGGGUCGAGUUUGGCUGUUGUUUGAUGUUGGAUCCUGGGACCAUACUGAAAUUCCGUUCCCAGAGUUGAUGGCGUCAUUACUCUACGUAAUAGAGACUCUCAUAGAAAACGAGGAAACGCAGGUAAACGGAUUCGUUCUUCUGGAGACAUACGAGAGAUACCACAUUGACCAGGCGUUAGCAAUGAAACCGGCUGAUGUUAAGACCAUGAUAGAUUUGUUGCAGGGCUCAUUUCCUGGUCGAUUCAAAGUGUUUAACAUUAUUCGUCAGCCGUGGUACUUCAGUACCUUCUGGACGCUCGCAAAACCCUUCCUCAGUUCCAAGAUGACAUCAAGGAUUAUGGUUCAUGGAAGCGACCUAUCAAAGCUCUAUGAACAAAUGGAACCUGAAUGGCUUCCAACAGAGUUCGGAGGAACGUCAGAGACGUUUAAUACAAACAUCAUGUUAGAGGAACUGCAGCUGGUUGCAGUUGAAAAAGGGGAGACCAUCAACAGUGAAAAUGUAACAGGGGAGACAAUUCUCGAAGGAUUACCUAAUUCGGUAGACGAUCUCAACAGUGCAGCAAAUAAUAUAGAAUCGACUGACAUGUAGUGGUGUGAAUCUCAAACUCUGUGUAAAAUAUGUUGUUAUAAUUAAAUAAAUACAAUUUAAAGUGACA
Gigantopelta aegis is the source of this 1236-nucleotide messenger RNA. RefSeq names its product retinaldehyde-binding protein 1-like. The record is from RefSeq and is a predicted model, not a curated record. Gene Ontology annotation, cellular component: membrane. Gene Ontology annotation, molecular function: phosphatidylinositol bisphosphate binding. Lineage: Eukaryota; Metazoa; Mollusca; Gastropoda; Neomphalida; Peltospiridae. The transcript is spliced from 7 exons. The coding region runs from base 129 to 1169 and encodes 346 amino acids.